Molecule: messenger RNA, 1233 nt
Organism: Fusarium redolens
Lineage: Eukaryota; Fungi; Ascomycota; Sordariomycetes; Hypocreales; Nectriaceae
Product: nucleoside phosphorylase domain-containing protein
Exons: 2
Coding region: 1-1233 (410 amino acids)
Biological process (GO): nucleoside metabolic process
Molecular function (GO): catalytic activity
Source: RefSeq, a predicted model, not a curated record
AUGGCUUCAACACAACCUCCGAAAGACCGCAAUAGCUUCCGAGUGGCAAUUGUGUGUGCUCUACCUCGUGAGGCUGAUGCCGUCACGCUACUCUUUGACGAAUUUUGGGACGAGAUAAGUGAUCCUUACGGCCGAGAGGACUCAGACACGAACACCUACAUCACUGGACGCAUUGGGCGACACAACGUCGUCCUGGUAACUUUACCUGGCCCGGGUACAAACAACGCGGCAGCUGGAGCUGCCUACCUCACCUUAAGUUACCGUAAUCUCAAGCUCGCACUACUCGUCGGCACCUGCGGCGGUAUGCCACGCAUCAACGACAUGGAUGCCUAUCUUGGCGAUGUAGUUAUAAGUAAGACUAUCAUCCAGUAUGACUUCGGCAGACUUUACCCGGGCCACUUUAUCAUCAAAGACGCACCCGAGGAUAGGAUUGGAAGAGCAAAUAAGGAUAUACGAACCAUGCUGGCAUCAUUCGAAAUGGAAUUUAUGAGGAAGCGUCUGAAAAUAGCUGCUACAAGCCACCUAAGCCAUUUGCAAGAGGUUGCGAAGGAACAAGACCGGAAAGCCGAGUAUCAAUACCCAGGAACAAAACAGGACCGGCUAUUCCCCCCGGAUUAUUCUCACAAUCACAGAAAGUCAUGCAGCGUGUGUAGCGAUGACUCUAACGUCUUCUGUGAAGCAGCUUUCAAAUACUCAUGUAUAGAGGCUGGAUGCGACCUAUCCAAGUUGAUUCCCCGAGAUCGUGAAGACGAUCUUCCUGAAGGCGCAGAUUUCACACCAGAAAUAUUCAUCGGGCGACUCGGUUCAGCGAAUCAAGUUGUGAAAAGUGGCGUUGAUAGAGAUGAACUCGCCGCCAGACAUGAUCUUGAUGCCUUCGAAAUGGAAGGAGCUGGUAUAUGGGAUGAGAUCCCCACAAUGAUAAUUAAAGGAAUAUCUGGUUAUGCGGAUAGUCACAGGAAUGAGGCUUGGAAAGACUUUGCAGCCGCUACAGCAGCCUCUGUGGCUAAAGCAAUCCUUGGACGAUAUCCAAGCGGUAAUAGUGUUCAGCCUUCGGCCCCUGUCAGCGGACAACAGGACUUGAACGAGCGUAGCGUCGCUAGUAACUCGCUUUUAAAUGCAACAUGGAGCAACCAGGGCCAUAUCGCAGGGGACUUGACAUAUAUGCCUGGGCCGGUUCAGCUGCCUGGAGAGAGCAACGCUACCAAUCCUUCUCGCUUUCUAUUGGAGCAGUAG